Messenger RNA from Myxozyma melibiosi, 1198 nucleotides. RefSeq names its product WD40-repeat-containing domain protein. The record is from RefSeq and is a predicted model, not a curated record. Lineage: Eukaryota; Fungi; Ascomycota; Lipomycetes; Lipomycetales; Lipomycetaceae. Bases 96 to 1160 code for a protein of 354 amino acids. Gene Ontology annotation, biological process: protein histidyl modification to diphthamide. The transcript is spliced from 2 exons. Gene Ontology annotation, cellular component: cytoplasm. Gene Ontology annotation, molecular function: diphthine methylesterase activity; protein binding.
CGUGAUUCUAAUUCUCCCAACGUAAAUUUAUCGAUUCUACAGAAGAUCAGGAAUAUCGAUCGAUAGAGAGAGAAAGAGAGGAUGAAAGCCCGGAUAUGACGACGCAUUUGCAGCUUAAAUCCUCGACGACGGUCGCCCUUCCGCCGUGUGCGCUGGUUUCGUGGCCUGCGAACGACCGGUUCCUGAUCGUGGGGACGUAUGAGCUUGAGAAAGAGAGCGGGCGACGACGCGGGAGUUUGGAUGUUUAUGAUAUUGGAGCUGGGAGGCUGGAGCUUGUGAACUCGGUUGCGUCGCCUGAAUCCUCGAUUUUGGAUAUAAAGAUUUCACCCCACGAUCCCUCGCUUUUGGUAUCCGCGCAUUCGACAGGCAACAUCUGUGUAUGGCGUGUGCGAGAAGAACAGAAUGACAAGAACUCACCAUCCCUCUCGCUUACGUUACUCUCCGAUCUCAAAGUCGCAGACGACUCAGACACCCUCGUUCUCGCGCUCUCGUUCUCGCCUACUACUGCAGAUCAGGUAUCAGUCACCCUGACCUCCGGCGAAUGGAAAGUUCUCUCGCUCGCGCGCGGUUCUGACGACGACGCGGAGGUGGUAAGUUCUGUGACGGAGGUGCAUGGCGAACAACCGCAUUCGCUCGAAGCUUGGAUAUCCGCGUUCAGCGCCGACGGAUCGGUGCUCUACACGGGCGGCGACGAUUGUCUGUUUACCGCGAACGAUCUGCGUCUCGGAUGUCAGGUGUGGCAGGACAGACGGACGCAUGCCGCGGGGGUCACCUCGAUUUUGACGAAUACGGUACAAGCUGUGUCGUUUGACGAGAAGACGCUGUGGACGGGUUCGUACGAUGAUACGAUUCGCGUGUGGGACCUUCGCGGCGCGCGGGGGAAGGUCGUCGGCGAGACCAAUCUUGGAGGGGGUGUGUGGCGGUUAGUGCCGCGGCCGGGAGGAGGGUCGCGCGAAGAGGUGUUUGCGUGCUGCAUGUAUGAUGGAGGGAAGGUUGUUGUGCCUGGCAGCGGGGAGGACGGGGAGGCGGUUGAGGUUGUGAGGGUUGUGAAGGAGGGACAUGAGAGUAUGGUGUAUGGUGCGGAUUGGACUACGGAUGGGUCGGUUGUAGCCAGCUGUAGUUUCUACGACAAGCAGCUGAACCUGUGGCAGUAUGCAUAGAAGAUAGAUUGUAGCAUAGCACUAGAUAGAAUUGUAUA